Ectocarpus siliculosus is the source of this 1020-nucleotide messenger RNA. The record is from the annotation of a GenBank genome assembly. NCBI's taxonomy places the organism in Eukaryota, Phaeophyceae, Ectocarpales, Ectocarpaceae.
AUGGCGUAUCUCUUCGAAACCACGACACUUUCCGAACAUGACUUUCGCUCCAUGCUUCAUUUGCGCGGCGGACUACCCGUUGAGCACCGCGUCACGGCGUGGAAGUUCUUGCUACGUCUCCCGGGUAACUCGAAGCAGUUCGCUCAGCUCGUAUCCAGAGGACCGCACCCGACGGCGUUGGCUAGCCUCUCGAUCCGCUACCCCUUGCGCGACCGAAAACUCUUUCGGAAAGCGGCCGUGCUUUUGUCUGCAUUAGCUCAUUGGUCACCGAUCUUGGCGGAGGUUGAGUUCGUGCCGAGUUGGCUGUUUCCCUUCUGCGUGGUUUUUGGUCAGGACGACCUAGGAGCCUUCGAGGCGGCGGUGUCUUUUUUUUUGCACUGGGGGUCGCGGCUUCUGGUAACCUUCCCGCAGCCACCCGUGCCGGUGCUAGCAGGGAUGGAGCUCGCGCUACAACGCGCCGAUCGGGAGCUCGCGGCCCACCUCAAGUCCCUGAGCGUCGGAGCGCUAUCCUACGGGUGGCCCCUGCUGCGUAGUGCCUUCUCGGAGGUGCUAGCCCGGGAGGAGUGGCUGUGUCUCAUCGAUCGCAUUCUGGCGAACGCCCACCAGCCUGAGCUUCUCGAGGCUGCCGUUGUGGGCUUCAUGGUUUCCUUUCGGAAGCAGCUGCUUGUCCUGGAGUCGACCGAGGAGGCUGAAGCCUUCUUUAGGCGGCGGCAGUCACCCUCGACCUCCGACCUCCAACGGAUUUUCCGGGUGAUGGAGAAGGUGUCGAGUUACGUUCAACAACCCGAAAGAUUGGGAGGUCAAGUGGACAGCGAUGGUGCAGAUGUGGGCGAGGCGAUGGCGGCAUUAGCUUUGCUUCGCAUAGCCCCUCAGGAGUUCAAACCGCUUCCUAGGGUUGGGCCUUAUCCGUUCUUUGACGGGUACCCGCAGUUUGUGAUCAACUAUCAGGCGGAGAUGAGGCAGAGAGUGGCCGCACAGGAGCGCGACAUGAGACACAAGUACCGGCUGGCGUUCACUUGA